AAAGAAGACUUUUUCUAAGAUCUAUCAUCUUCAUUAGCAAAGACUCAAAAUUCAUGACUUGGCCGGUGCCUUUCCCAUUAUAAAGAAGUUUCUCCCAACUAAAAAGGGCGAGACAGCUAGAGAAACAAAGAGGUGCAACAGAUGAUGAUGAGAAGCAUGGAUGCUGAUAAAGAAGACGAUCAAUUUUUGUUGCCAGGGUUUCGGUUUCAUCCCACCGAUGAAGAGCUAGUGUCCUUUUAUCUUCUCAAAAAGAUCGAGAAGAAGCUGACCGCUAUUGAGCUUAUAAAACAGAUUGACAUCUACAAAUAUGACCCCUGGGAUCUUGCAAAAAAUAGCCGGACUGUUACAGACAAAGAGUGGUAUUUCUUUUGCAGAAGAGGGAGAAAAUAUAGGAAUAGCGUAAGACCCAAUAGAGUCACGGGGUCUGGAUUUUGGAAAGCAACCGGCAUAGACAAGCCAAUAUAUUCUGUUGAAGAAGGACACAGCCGCGGUGACUGCAUUGGGUUGAAGAAAUCAUUAGUGUACUAUUGUGGAAGUGCAGGAAAAGGCACCAAAACUGAUUGGAUGAUGCAUGAGUUCCGCCUCCCCGCAGACCAGAAAAAUGCUACUCUCCCCACUGCCAAGGCUGCUGAUCAAGAAGCUGAAGUAUGGACACUUUGUCGAAUUUUUAAGCGAAAUGUGCCACAUAGAAGGUACACACCAGAUUGGAGAGAAGUACCUGCUAAACGCAACCCAACGAAUUCAAAACCUGAAACAUGUGAUAUGAGUCCAGAAAAUUGGGAAGGCUACGUUAGUUCUGGGGCUCCAGUUUCUCUUCAUAAAGGGAAGAAGCCUGUUGGUAGUCACAUUGAUGAAGGGAACCCACUGCCCGCAGGCCAGGUGAGCUCGAUUGUUCAAGGUUCACAACCAGAGUCAUGUUCAUCAAGCAUUUUGAGUAACGAUGCUAGGGAGUUCUUUGCACAUGGAAAUUGGGAUGAGAUCGUAUCAUUCAUGGAGCUUUCUUUUGAUCCAUCAUCUAUAAAUAAUUUUAAAAUUAUGCAUUAGUACUGAAUUUUAGUUAUAUAUGGUCUACAACUAGGGGUGCAGUUUACUGUUUGAUGUAUGCAUAAAACUAAUUUCGUGGUUGAAUAUUGCUCUCUUUCUAGUAACUUACUGCUCAUCAUCUUUAGCAGAAUUAGUGUGGUCAUAUUGG
This is a messenger RNA of Vitis vinifera (wine grape), 1192 nucleotides long. RefSeq names its product transcription factor JUNGBRUNNEN 1. Gene Ontology annotation, molecular function: DNA binding. The record is from RefSeq and is a predicted model, not a curated record. Bases 142 to 1044 code for a protein of 300 amino acids. The transcript is spliced from 3 exons. Lineage: Eukaryota; Viridiplantae; Streptophyta; Magnoliopsida; Vitales; Vitaceae. Gene Ontology annotation, biological process: regulation of DNA-templated transcription.